AUGUCAUCAACAACUGUAGAAAAUUCAAGCGUUAUGAAAGACAAUAAACAUUAUAAUCUUAAUAGUAAAUCACAGUUGGCUGCUAUACAACAAUCAUUUGUUUAUAUUGAAAAAGCGGUAGAACAACACAAUGUUAGUUUGAAUCCUAUAGAUAUAUUCUUUAUUGUCGAUUAUGGUUGUUCACAAGGAGCAAAUUCAGUGGUUGCUAUUCAAACAAUUAUCCAAGCUAUACAACGGAAAUAUGGAACAAUAACAUCAGAUAAAAUCUGUACUGUUUUGAAUGAUUUACCGUCAAACGACUGGUUAACAUUAUUUCAAACCUUUGCAAGAUUGUCUUUUAGUUGUUUGGCAUCAGGAAAAUCAUUUUAUGAACAGAUUCUACCAUCAAAUACAGUUCAAUUUGGCUAUACAUCAACAGCAAUACAUUGGCUUUCAAAGAAACCUUGUAAUCUUAGUCGACAUUGUUUUGCUUUUGCUGGACAAUCAACAGAUGAAGAAAAAACAAUGUGGGGAAAACAAGCAGCUGAAGACUAUAAAUUAUUUUUACAACAUCGAUCAAAUGAAUUGAAGAAAGGUCAGCUGAAAAAUGAAACAUGGAAAUUUUGA
Molecule: messenger RNA, 606 nt
Organism: Rotaria sp. Silwood2
Lineage: Eukaryota; Metazoa; Rotifera; Eurotatoria; Philodinida; Philodinidae
Source: the annotation of a GenBank genome assembly